Molecule: messenger RNA, 1098 nt
Organism: Monosiga brevicollis MX1
Lineage: Eukaryota; Choanoflagellata; Craspedida; Salpingoecidae
Exons: 8
Coding region: 1-1098 (365 amino acids)
Source: RefSeq, a predicted model, not a curated record
AUGGCCAAUCACACCACCCAGCUAGGACAAUUGCCGCCGCUCCAACUCGACACCCUUCGGCCCAGCGGCUCUGAUGCAGCGCCCACCACGGCCGAUGAACCAGCGCUCACAUCGGAACAAGACAGCAAGCCUGGGCGGCGGCACAAAACCAAGCGCCGUCACACCAACCGGGUGGCACCCGUUUCCGACUCUCGAGAAUGGCCGGAAGCUCGAACCCUGCAAGAGGAAGACAUGCUGGAGACACCUGUCGAUGGCCGGGGCGCAACCAGCCUCGCCUGGUCGGAUCGUCCCAGCACCCUGCGCGCCCAAGAGGGUCCAUGGCAAGCAGCUCAGCAUCGCAUUCAGCACGUCGUCGAAGGUCAGGCUUCUGUGCCCUCGCUGCAAAACUACUUUGUGUUGUGCCCCCCCCCCCCAUACCGCACGCCUUUCUUUGCCUCACGCCAAAGCCACCACGCAGGUCGUUCGGGCUUUCAGACAGUUUCUGCUGAGGCCAUGACUGCCCCCACACAGCCAACUGCCCACCAUCCAACCUCACAUCAACUUCAUCCCGGUCAACGGCUCUUCCGCGAGUCUCUGGUUGGCCGAACGGAACAGUGGACUUCGUCAGCGUUGGGUGUUUUGCUAGGCGUGGCAGGUGGCUUGUUGUUUCUUGAACAAAUCGAGUUUGACGUGCCCCUCGAAGACGUCCUCCGCGACUCGGGCUUGAAUUGGAUUGCGGCCCUGCACGUGUUGCUUGCCCUGGCUUUGCUGCACGCCGUGACCCUGUUCAAUGACGAUCGCUGCGCGCGAGUCAUCAACUGGGUCCGCUUUUUGCUCUGCGCCCUGAUCGCCAUCAUUGCCCUCUUGUGCACCUUGUCCUGGAAUUUUGUGGUCAACCGCGUCAAGCGCACCGACCCAAGAAAGCCCUUAUUGUUGGCUGACACCAAAUUCGAGAUUACCGACAUUACCUAUGCCUUUGCGGGCGUGGCCCUUCUCGCCAUUCUCACCCAAGCCAUCGUGGCUCGUCCCAUCCUCGAGAACCGCCCGUCUCCGGCCGACCUUCCAUCGCCAGCCCGCCCGUCCCGCCAGCUACAGGACCCGACCACAUCCCUGGCCUAA